Trichobilharzia regenti is the source of this 1879-nucleotide messenger RNA. NCBI's taxonomy places the organism in Eukaryota, Metazoa, Platyhelminthes, Trematoda, Strigeidida, Schistosomatidae. The record is from the annotation of a GenBank genome assembly.
GUCAACUAUUCAACCUUCAAGGUUUCACCGGUAUUUCGGAAUUACGAAGGUCUGAGCUGCGCAUUUCAUUUCACUGAAAUGAACUCUAUCAUCUUUGAUGAUGUGGCCAGUUCCAUAUUUAGGCUUAAAAUGUAUCCAUAUUUUGAUAUCGCCAACUAUAUUUUAAUGAGUAUAGCUGUAAAAGAAGACACCCCACAAUCAGGUUUUUUGCCGUUUGAUUUUUUUAACUUACUAGGUUCUGUGAGUUUUUCGCGACGUCAUCCAUUUUCGUGCUGGCUCGCUACUAUGUUAAUGUGUUUCGGUGGAGCUAUACUCUCAAACUUCAUCUGUGGAUCGCCUUUGUUUGAGUGUUUCGAUGACACAACAUCAGUGUUAACUGCAACUAUAGUAUGGUAUCUCAUCAAUUAUCUUCCAUUUGACCUUCUUUAUCGGCUUUGUAAGGUGUUGCCUGUACGCUUGCUGGUUUGCUCACUAAAAGAAGUCCAGAGAGCCAAAAAGAUCUUCAUUGGCGUUCAUCACGGGCUUCAUAUGUUCCCCAAUUCCCCUGUGAUGUGUGUUCUCCUAGGUUUAUUAAAAGGUGCAGGCUAUUGUGAGAUGAAACUAAUACAGCGUCUUGUUCGUGGUGUGUGGCUACCAGCGUCUAAUGAAUUUCUCCACCCCACUUUCACAACAAAAAUCUCGUUGCUGGCAGCUAUGGCAUACUAUAGUCAUCACUUGGAGUUAAUACCUUUACCGGAAAACCAAUUAUUCUUGGUUAUAAUGGGUUUAUUUGUUUAUCUUCGAAUUACAAUGAUCCUACUAGGAUUGAAGGACCCCUUUGUGCCUUUUGAGAAUGCUGUAUGUAAAAUCAUGUUUGGUGGCACUGUUGACGCUAUUCGCAGUGCUUUUGAACGCAGUCGUAGUAAACCAUCUGAAACUGUUCCACCUAAUCUAUCAAGUGUUAGUGGAACAACCAGUUCGACCGCAACAAUGAAUAUGCCUGGAAGUGCGAACUUUUCUUCAACUGGUGCGGGUACAGGACAGACUAGUCCAGGUUUAGCCAACAGUAAUGCGAACAGUGCAAAUUCAUCGGGGAUGAGGGAAGCGGUCAGUCGUCAAACUCCAUCACCAAGUGACAAGAAACGUGACUGAUGCGUGUACUUAAGAUAACUACUAAUAGAACUACAUUGACCUUAUAAUUUAUUGGUCAAAAUUCAACCAUUCUCCUUUUAUGGAAAUAUUGUAAUGUAUUCCAGAAAUUAUGCCGUAGUUGGCAUAUUAUGUAUAUUAGAAAUCUGUAUCAGUGUCUGCCUGCUUCGUCAUGUGAGAAUCGAUAUUUGCUGAAUAAAAAAAUAGGCAGUCAGUCUACUUUUAUUAAACGACACGCUUGUAACUGAUUGAAUAUAUAUAUAUAUAUAUAUAUAUAUAUAUAUUAUAUAUAUAUAUAUCUUAUGUCAAACUGGUUUUAUGAUUGCUUUUGAAACAAUGCAUGGAAAGGUUGGCUGUUGUCUUUUCACCUUGUACUUAAAUUACUUUAAAUAAGUAAGUUACCAACACUUAAUAAACUUUAGUGAAAAAUCUGUACUUUGCAUUUUAUUUCUUUCUGUUUCCUCUCAUUUCCACUCAAUAGUAUUUUACUUAUAAAUUAGUCUACAAUACAUUGUUAAAUAUGGAGAUUUUCCCAAUUGUCUUCCUUUUCCAUUGACUCUCUCCCUCUUAUUUGUCCAUAUAUUGCUCUCUGUUAUAGAUCAUGGCCUUAAAGUAAUGUUAAUUUUAUCUCGUAAAAUGUUUUGAAUCAACCAAAAACAGAGGGGUGACAAUUAUUUGCUAUUGUUGAAGCUUUAGCGUGUAAUCAUUCUCAAACUUGGUGGAAUAUGAGCGAAGGUGACAUAAAAGCUCC